UUGAAGGCGCUCUCCGCGGUCUUCCGGUGCUACUGCGCGCUACCUGCGUUCACCUUGACGCAGCUCUGACGGUCCGUCAGUCGGCAUGACAACGCGCUCUCGAGGGCAAACGGGGAACGGCUGACGGCUGCGAGGAUGGCAGGAGAAGAUGCCCAGUAACGGAAACAGCGGUGGGAACCGAGCGAACGGCGGCACCGGGACCUGCUCCGGGACCGGGAGGGGCUCGAUCCAUGUCCCGGCCAUGGAGAGAGCCCGGCCGGCGACGGUGACGGUAUCCGCGGUGAGCCUCGCGCUCAGCGUGCUGUCCCUGCUGCUGCUGGUCACCGCCAUCUCCACCGACCACUGGUACGAGACCGAUACCCGCAGACACAAGGAGAACUGCGACCGACACGGAUCCGACUCCAACGACCAGAAGAACCGGGAGAUGCCCAUCUACCACCUGCCGCUGGUGGACACCGGCAGUGGCGGGGCCCGGCAGCGGGACGUGGCGCUGAUGAAGCCUGUGCAUGUGGGCAGCAGAGAGGAGGAGCUGCUGGAGAACUGGCGGGCCAUCCUGGGGAUGGGCAUCCUGGAGACGGAGUGCGGCAGGCCGCUGUUCUCCACUCACUCCGGCCUGUGGAGGAAGUGCUACUUCAAGGGCCUGGACCCGGACAUCGACAAGCUUAUCGACCGGGGUAUCGCUGAUCGCUGCACGGCCGUCAAGUAUCACUUCUCUCAGCCGAUCAGACUGAGAAACAUCCCUCUGAACCUGACCAGGACCAUCCAACAGGACGAGUGGCACCUGCUGCACCUGCGUCGGAUCACUGCUGGGUUUCUGGGCAUGGCAGCGGCUGUCCUGCUGUGUGGGAGCAUCGUGGCAUCGGUCGGAUUUUUCUGGGAGGAGAGUCUGACGCAGCACGUUUCCGGACUGCUGUUCCUCAUGGCAGGGAUCUUCUGCACCAUCUCUCUGUGUACGUAUGCGGCCAGUGUGACCUACGACCUUGCUAGAAACCCUCCCUUUAUCUACGGUCUGCCGGCUGACGUGGACCACGGUUACGGCUGGUCCAUCUGCUGCGCCUGGGCCAGUCUGGGUCUGACUGUGGCCUCCGGCUGCCUCGGCACCACCUUCCCCUUCCUAAGCCAGGCCGGAGCUCUGCGAUCUAAGACCGCCCGUGAGUCCUCUGUCUGAGCCCGGAUCACUGAGAGGAAGAAGAGUAGGAGGAGGAGGUUCAUUUAAUCCAGGUCCUGGACAGACUGUUGGAGGCGGGGCUUCGGCCUCCAGGUGAAGCUACAGGAGUUAAUCAGCUGUUUCUGAAACGUGUUCAGUGAUUUGCACUUUUAAUCUGAAGCAGUGUUUGUACCAGAUGAGUGAGUCUGCACCACAGCGCCCCCUGCUGACUGACCCACUCUGAGUGUUAGUGACGUUCAUGUUUGUCUACACACACACACACACAUCUGUCAUUGUGAGGACAUUCAUUGACAUGAUGCAUUCCCUGAACCUGAUCCUGCUCCUGACCUGAGCCCUAAAACCAAGUCUUAAUCCUCAAACAGUCCUUUAAAGUUUGACAACCGGCUCAGGUCUCAUAAAACUGGUCCUCACAAAGAUAGAAUACUCACACAUACACUAUACAUUUUGACUGAGGUUGAGUGGAGUCUAGAUUGAGUCUAGACUGAUUCUGGACUGAGUCUGAACUGAGUCUAGACUGAUUCUGGACUGGUUCUAGACUGAGUCUGAAUCUGGGCUGAGUCUGGACUGAGUCUAGACUUAAUUCUGGACUGAGUCUGGACUGAGUCUGAAUCUGGACUGAGUCUAGACUGAUUCUGGAUUGAAUCUGAAUCUGUUCAGUCUGCGACAGUUAAAUGGAUCAUUAUUUAUUUCAGUCUCUGAUGCCUCGUGUAAUUAUAGACUGAGUCUGAAUCUGGGCUGAGUCUGGACUGAGUCUAGACUAAUUCUGGACUGAGUCUGAAUCUGGACUGAAUCUAGACUGAUUCUGGACUGAGUCUAGACUGAUCCUGGACUGAUUCUAGACUGAGUCUUAAUCUGGGCUGAGUCUGAAUCUGGACUGAGUCUGGACUGAAUCUGGACUGAGUCUGGACUGAUUCUAGACUGAGUCUUAAUCUGGGCUGAGUCUGAAUCUGGACUGAGUCUGGACUGAAUCUGGACUGAGUCUGGACCGAGUCUAGACUAAUUCUGGACUGAGUCUGGACUGAGUCUGGACUGAGUCUGGACUGAGUCUAGACUAAUUCUGGACUGAUUCUGGACUGAGUCUGAAUCUGGACUGAGUCUAGACUGAUUCUGAAUCUGGACUGAGUCUAGACUGAUUCUGGACUGAGUCUGAAUCUGGACUGAGUCUAGACUGAUUCUGGACUGAGUCUAGACUGAUUCUGGACUGAUUCUGGAUUGAAUCUGGACUGAAUCUGUUCAGUCUGCAACAGUUAAAUGGACCAUUAUUUAUUUCAGUCUCUGACGCCUCCUGUAAUUCUGGUUUCUGCUGAACUGAGUUUACAGCAGGACUAAGUCCAGGACCAGGUCCAGGUCCAGAGCAGAUCCAGGAUCAGCUGAUUAUUCUGUUUAGAUUAAAUUUAUUAUCAAAGAAAAACAAAGCAGAAAAUUCUCUCAGUGGAACCAUGUUUGACUCCAGAUCAGAUAUUGAUUCAUUGAUCAGCUGAUCAGUGCAGCUCUGAUUCAGACACAGUCUCAAUACUGUGACCCAGAUUCUCUUGGUCCUUCUCUGAGUCCAGCAGACGGACUUCACUGCUCCUUAUUGGUUAAAGUCACAGACUGAACAGGAUGGACUCACCUUUAUUUUUACCAUGUACCUGCAGCCACAUGUGCUGACAUCAGACAAACCCUAAUCCAGGUCCAGAGUCCAGAACCUUUUAAAAACCAGAAUCAUUUCUAGAAAACCAUUCCUGACCCAGAGUCCAGACUCGCAGAGAGGUUUGUGUUGUUUGGGUCACUGAACUUGACAAACCAGACCAGAUAAAGACCAAGUCUGCAGACUGAGACUGAACUCGACCGCAGCCACAACGCACACAAAAACACACACUGAAGAACCUAAUGAUCCAAACCUGCAGAUCCAGAUCAGGAACUGAUCAACAAACAGGAGUGAAACAUCAAACUGAUCAGCUGUAUUGAUCCAGGUCGGCAGACCCUCUGAAGUUUUUCAACACUAAACGUGACUCAGUUAAGAAGGUUUCUGAGUGUCUGAGCUGCAGUUUUCCUCACUCAGGUCAGGGUUUUAGUGAAGAGUCCUCAGUCCUCUUAGAUAUUUUAUGUUGUGAUGUUUGGGUCAGUCAGCUCCUGUCAGAUGGACCAGGUUCUCACCUCCCUCUCAGAAUGAGAUAAACCUAGAACCUAGAUUUUUCCUUCUGUUCACAAGAAUCUGCUGUAGGUCGGUUAAACCCUGUAGUCACAUGACCAGGUAGUGUUUAAUGUGAAUAUACGGUAUGCAUUAUUAUUUGAUUUUACAUGUGAUGUUCAGGUUUGAGUUCUGGUAUAAGAGGAUGUUUGAGUGUUGAUGGCAGGUUUGGAUCAGAGGGUUCGUCCACAUAGACACAGGUGUGUAUAUAAAGCCUGCUGUUUUAUACCUGAGAAGAAAAUAUAUGAAUGAACUGAAGCAGUGUUAACUUUAACGUAGGAGUUGUUGUUUGUACACUCAGCCAUCAGCCUGCGAGCUGAGCCACAGACUCUGACCUGGAGUUUAACCAUCAAGCUGAAUGAGGAACAUUACGUCUGUCUGGAGAACAUGUGGAUCAUCUGAACCAGACAAAACCUGAGUCCCUUUACUCACCAAACCAAGUCAACCACCACCCUGAUUCACUGUUCGGCUGGUCUGAGAUCAGAACUGGAUUUUAACUCUGUCAGGAGGAUUAACAUCUUCUUCUCUCAUAUGCAGGAAGCCCAGAUGUGAACAGGUCAUUCAGGUGAUCCAUGUGUAUAAACUGUGGUGUUAUUCAACUGACUGACUGCUGCUUUAUUAUGUGAACCCUGAAAGAAACUCCCUCAGUUGUCUUUAGCCCAGCCACAGAUACUGCAGCAGGCUGGAUGCCACAUUUGUACCCCCCUCAUACCCUUAGAUAACCACUGAUACCUGCUGAUACCCCUCUCUUAUACCCACUGACAGAACAGGCUGAUGGAGGAGUGACUGUUUCUUCAUGAUGCAAAGAAUCAGGGUAUGUCUGAGUUUAUGUUGAACAGAUAAUCAGACUUAGACUAGACUUUAUUGAUCCCUUGGGAUGACUCCCUCAGGGAAAGGGGAGUCAUCCCAACUAAUACCCCCCACACCACCUCCAUAUUUCUCAUGGCCUCUGAAACACUCUUACCCUGUCAUACCCCUUCUAUACACUACAAUCCCCCCGUACCCCUGUAAACCUUACGAUAUCCACGAUGCCUUCUAAAAUCCUCUGAUACCUGCUGAAACCACUCUUGUAACCUCUGAUACCCUAUUUUAUUUUCUGAUCCUACUCCAUAGCCUUUUAAACCUUCCAGUACUCUCUGAUAUCUACUGAUAUCAUAGAAUCCCCUGAUACCCCAUCACCCUGCUCCUAAACCCUCCAAUGUCGCCAGAUAUCUCUGACGCCCUAUAAAUAUCUCCAAACCCUGAUACCCUGAUACCCCAUCAUGCUCCUUCUCUACCUGCUGAUACCACCUGAUUGAAACAGGUCCUCCAUCCUCCUUGUCAUGGUCCUGUUCUUGUAGAGGGACAAAAUUUAGUUUUAAGACCUGAACUGCUUUAAUUUAUACUUGUUGCUAAUUUGUGUCAAUAACAAUUUAAAAACCUCAGGUAAGGUCAUAUUAUUCCACCAUAGAGGAAAUAUUAGGCUGCAACCAGCAAUUAUAUUAAUUUCAGCAUAUUAUUACAAUUCAAUACAAACGUUGAGUUUACUGGUGGAGAAAAGUUGGAAAACCAGCAAAUCUUCAUCACCAUUUGGAAUUUCUGCUUCAGAAAGACUUCAGGUCGUCAAUUAUCAACAUUGUUGUCAAUUAAUUUUCUAUGUUCAAUAAAUCAGUUCAGCUUUUAGCACUGGUUAGUUUCUGAGGAAAUUAUGACAUUGUCAUGUAUAGUUGGGCCAAACAGGGUCCAAGAACUAAUCUUUGCCUGGAGGCCCCUCAGUAUGUUAAUCCAGCCAUGAUACCAAAACCCAUCAGAUACCCCAGCUCCAUAUUAUAAUAAUAAUAACAUUGAAAUGAGUAAGGAUGAUGAGUGUUGAGUAGUAGUGGCAGAUCCAGAGUCAGAGAUACCUGCAGACUGAGACACAGUCUGAUACCCCAUCAUACCCUUCUUGUACCCUCUAAUACCCCAUCAUACCCUCCUGUACCCUCUGAAAUUCCCUGCUGCCCUCUGCUGGACGUGGAAAGUGUCUCUUCAGUCUUCUGUUGACAUACUGAUGUUCAGCUGUAAAUAAACAAUAUAAACAACA
Molecule: messenger RNA, 5403 nt
Organism: Lates calcarifer (barramundi perch)
Lineage: Eukaryota; Metazoa; Chordata; Actinopteri; Centropomidae
Gene: tmem178a
Product: transmembrane protein 178a
Exons: 4
Coding region: 149-1168 (339 amino acids)
Biological process (GO): regulation of cytosolic calcium ion concentration; negative regulation of osteoclast differentiation
Cellular component (GO): endoplasmic reticulum membrane
Source: RefSeq, a predicted model, not a curated record